This is a messenger RNA of Caenorhabditis auriculariae, 1035 nucleotides long. Lineage: Eukaryota; Metazoa; Nematoda; Chromadorea; Rhabditida; Rhabditidae. The record is from the annotation of a GenBank genome assembly.
AUGGCCGAUUUAAAGGACGAAGACAGCCAAGCUUUAUCAGUGCCAGCUCACGUGAUUGAAGAAGCCUUCAGCUCCAGUGGAGAAGAAAAUAGAUGCAAGGUUUGUUUUUGAGUGAAGUCAAGGAUAUCUAAAUAUAUGAAAAAGCAUUUCACAUAUAUGCAAAAUAUUCAGUUUUUCAUCUUUGUUCUUGAAAAAUCUCCGAUCCGGGAAUUUUUGAUCAAAAGAAUUAGACAGAUUAGAUCAAAAAGUUGUCGCAAGAAGAAACAGGGUUCAGUAGAAAAACUGGUUUUUCAGGAAACAUUGCUUAAUAUCUUUUUUUUUCCUCUUUUUUUACUUUUCCAUGGCUAAACCUAAAAUUUGGAGCUCAGUUUUUUUUAAGGAAAAUAUCACACGGCGCCUCGUUCAAGAAGGAUGGGAAGAGAAAACACGAGAGAAUAUCAUCCAAACAGUUAAGGUAUCAUUUCAAAGAACAAUAGGAGAACAUUUCAAUCUAUUCAAAAGUCCUUGCUGGGUUUUCUGAAGGAAAAUUCAUUGCGACGUCACGCUUGAAUUCACAUAAAACAUGCGUCCUGCCGCGAAGACGCGCAUUUUCGAAAGUCUCAGCAAGAAUUUUUGAACAUAGUGUAGGUUUUAUUAUUGAAUAAACAUGGUUUCAACUUUUUCUCACUAAUCCAUUCAUGAAUUUUAAAGUCCUCCGUAUCUUUUUUCAUUUAACCUCAGCUUUAGUGACUCAGAAACUUAAAUAUUUCUUUUCUGAGAAUCUUUCAAAUAAACAAAUAAAUAACUUUAUAUUAGAGUUAUUGAUGAAAAAUAUUCAUAUUUACAUGUAAACUUGAAAGAGAGGCUGUUAUUUUCUCUAGAGGUAAACCUCGAUUUUUUCAUUUUCUCAAGGAGUUGGGCGACAACGCGACAAUGAAGGAAGUGUUCGAAGCCGUCAAGGACGACUGCAGACGUCGGGUCCCGAGCAGCGUCAAGAAAGAACUGUUCGACCAAGUCCACGCUUUCGUCAUCAAGACGAAUAAACAACACGAAUAG